CAGGCGCCGCUGAUUCAUUCUUCAUUAUUAUUCGCAUCUACUCUGUACAUUCACCAUCUUUUUGUAUCCUACGUCGUCACAAACAACGAUUCGUUUUUCGACGACGUGCACAAAGCACUCUUGCUAUGUGAAGCGUAGCCUGCGACUCCAUUUACUGGAUGACAAAAACCACACUCGCUCAGCUUUGCUAAGACAAACUCCAGACGCUUCAACAUCGCAACAACAACCGCAACAAUCGCUAUGUCGUCGCCUAAGCCAUCCGUAGGCGUAGAGGAGCCUGCAGCUCAGUCGCCAAAGCCAGAGUCGCCAAAGCGCGACGGCGCAACCGAACCAGUGGAGGAGAGUUCAGAUCGCGAAGACGGAGAGGCUUCUGAAUCUCCUGAGGAACCUAACAGCGCCCCCGAUGAUAAGGAUGCGCCUCCUCUACCGAACGAACCGACGCCAGAUGGACCACCUUUGCCAAGCGAGCCUGUACCUGGUGGCCCUCCGUUGCCCAACGAGCCUGCGCCGCAACAAGAGGAUGAUGGCUGGGACUGUCAGUGGGACCCAAACACGCAAGCUUGGUUCUUCGUGAAUCGCUUCACUGGCAAGUCUCAGUGGGAUAACCCUCGUAUUACCACGAGCGCUCCUAUACCCGCUGCCCCGGGCACCGCCCCAGGUGUUCCUCAACCUCCAGCUUCAGAGAAACCUGUCGCUGGAGGCUACAACCCGGCAAUCCAUGGCGAUUACGAUCCCAACGCUUGGUACGCAAAAUGUACUCAAGAAGAAGACCAAAUUGCGACCACAAGCGCCGGCAUCACCGACCCUGCAGAGAUAUACGCCGCAACAGCAACGUUCAACCGCUUCACAGGCCAGUUCCAAGCAGCUGGCCAAGGGCCCGAGCGUCAUAGCGAUGAGGCCAAGUCAAAGCGCCAGAUGAACGCCUUUUUUGACGUUGAGGCCGCAGCCAAUGCCCAUGACGGCCGGAGCUUGAAGGCAGAGCGUUCUGGGAAGAAGCCUUCCAAGGCUGAACUGAAGCAGUUCAAAGAGAAGCGAAGGGCUCGUAAGGAGGAAAAGCGUCGCGCUUGGCUCAGGGACUGAGACUAGCGGGACUUUUUCUAUUUUCGUAUACUAGGUGGCAUCAUUGCUCGAAGGCGUUCUUAUGGUAGGGAGGAGUUGGUGGGCCGUUUCUGGAUUUGAUUGAAGAGACGACAGCCGCUUUGGAUGUAGACGUGCUACUGUGCAUUGAGAAGAAGGUCGGUGAAGGCUAGAAGGCUAGGGAUCGGCUCAUAUAUUUAUACCCCAAUAAAUCUUUUAAAAUUAC
Molecule: messenger RNA, 1303 nt
Organism: Fusarium oxysporum Fo47
Lineage: Eukaryota; Fungi; Ascomycota; Sordariomycetes; Hypocreales; Nectriaceae
Product: WW domain-containing protein
Exons: 2
Coding region: 241-1080 (279 amino acids)
Molecular function (GO): protein binding
Source: RefSeq, a predicted model, not a curated record